Trichoderma atroviride IMI 206040 is the source of this 480-nucleotide messenger RNA. RefSeq lists its product as uncharacterized. The record is from RefSeq and is a predicted model, not a curated record. NCBI's taxonomy places the organism in Eukaryota, Fungi, Ascomycota, Sordariomycetes, Hypocreales, Hypocreaceae.
AUGCCUCCUCAGCCUACUUAUGAAGUUCACGAGAUGUUUGGUGGCUACACGGGAGGCCCAACUAGCCUUGCCGACUUGUUUUUUCGACUGGCGGACCUCUAUCCAGAUGUCCAGGUUACGAAGCAGUAUCUAGAAGGCGACAGAGGCGAAGUCAAGAUUACAACCAGAGUGGGAAUCAGCAGCGAGAAAUUGGCCCGGGACGCACUCACAGCCUGCUUGAGCAAAGACGAGAACGAUGUCAAGGCCUCGUUGUCCAACAUGCCGACUGUGCUUGGCCCCAAAUCAGACUUGAAGCAGGAUCAAUAUGGGUCAGGAUUUUGGGAAGGCAGGGCUCACACGCUCUCUUCCAUGAGGCUGAUGCGCCACUAUAUCCCAGAGAGCGCCGCUCUUCUCGAAGGCUUUGUGCCGUGCUCGAUCUCCAGACCGAUGGGAACUGGCCCAGAAAUGUCGCACCUGCUGGCGAUGACGAUCCAUUCUUAA